AGUUUGACAACGUAUAUAGCGCCGUAUACAGGUCUGUCUCUAAAGAUGUCUGAUGAUCCGCAAUUAGACCUUUUGAACCACAAGCUGCAACUUCAGCAGGUCGAAGCAGCUCUCGAGCUAGAUCCAGAAAACGGGGAACUUCUCCAGCUCAAACGAGAUCUUGAGGAAGUCAUCAAACUCUCACUUGAAUUAUUGGGCAGAACAUCUGAUACACCAGAAGUAUCGUGGAAUGUUGGCGAUCAGUGCAUGGCCAUGUGCUCCCGUGAUAAACUGUAGGUUUUCUUGAAUUCUCGUGUUACUUAGUAGUUACUACCGAGCUACAAUACUUGAAUUUCUUGGGGAUGUAAGCUGCGUCGUUAAUUUCGAUAUGUACGAUACAACGGACGUAUGCCAGGUGUGUUCUUGCUACAUUUUUAUAUAUUUGCUGUAUUUGUCCACUUGGUAGGCUUACUAAGAUAGCUUUUAAGUUUGUCUGAAGUAGGGACCUGAUCUUUUGCCCAGCAACUGUAGCAGCUAUAUAAUUAUAAGCCUUUUAUGGGACUUUAGUUUCUCAUAUUCCUUAUGAAGAAUCUUAAUAAAACUUGUCUACGUAAUUAGGUCUUCGUUUUAGCUAGAAAAUACCUAUUUAAAGAUUGGUUUGUCCUAACUGUCUUACCAUUUGCGGCUGCCGUUAAAUUUUUGUAUACAUUCAAGCACGAGACGUAUGGUACUUUGAAGCCGUCCGCUUGAUAAUUGGGAUGACAGCAAUCAACGGUUCGUGGGGAAAUUAAUCGUGAGUGAAUAUUUUGGUUUAAACAAACCUGAGAUGUCUGUUUUUAUACAGUACUUGAUCUCUAUACAUCACGUUCAUCGUAAGCAUGUUUCUUUUGCAGCUGUGUCACUUAAAGCCGGUCACGACAGUUACUCCUAUUGUGAAAAAGAAAAAACAUGACACGAAAUCUCGUGCUAUAGAAAAGAAGAAGAUUAAAAAACAACGUCUUCUUCAAAGGGAAGUAGAGAUUGAGUCGUUUUGCGAAAAGGAGAAAAACCGUUGGCUUAAUUUCAGCAAGAAAAUGAUCAAAACUGGGAAGACAAAGAAAAGUAUCUUCGCCUCUCCUGAAGCCCUGGACGGUCGUGUGGGUGUUGGAACGUGUGGUAUAGGUGGCAAACCAAUGACCAAGUUUACCGUGUUAAAUAACAGCAGCAAAAAACAGUAAAUAUUUCUCUUGCCUUGUACAUAUUGUAAAUAUACUUUAAAACUUUUCUGGUCUAUUAAAUAAUGCCCAG
Messenger RNA from Schistosoma haematobium, 1266 nucleotides. RefSeq names its product Survival of motor neuron--splicing factor 30, variant 2. The record is from RefSeq and is a predicted model, not a curated record. Lineage: Eukaryota; Metazoa; Platyhelminthes; Trematoda; Strigeidida; Schistosomatidae. Bases 858 to 1196 code for a protein of 112 amino acids. The transcript is spliced from 3 exons.